GAGAGCUUUCCUGACCAACUUCCAGAGCAGCAGCAGGAGACACAGUGGUGAAGUUUGAGGGGUAAAAAACUGAGUUGAGACAGUCGAGAAGCUAAACCAAACAUAAAACCGACACAGGUCAAAGCCAGCCAGCCACUAUGGACGAUUUAGAUGCGUUGCUGGCGGACCUGGAAUCUACUACGUCCCACAUCUCAAAGCGACCUGUGUUCUUGUCUGACGAGACCCCCUACUCCAUCCCCACUGGAGGACACACAUACCAGGAUGUGUCAGUCCCACCUCCAGUCCCUCCUCCGCCCUCAGCUGAGGCUCUGAACGGGUCCCUGAUAGAUCAGCUGGACUCCCACCACUCCUCUCAGCAGUCGUUAGGUUCAGCCCAGAAGAGCUCAUGGUCCGGGGACAGUAGCAGCUCCCCGUUGUCUCACGUUGAAGAGGACCACGUCUACAGUUUUCCAAACAAACCGAAGUCAUCAGACUCGUCAACGGCUGCCAUGACCUCAGCCCUGGGCAGUAACCUCUCAGAGCUCGACAGGCUGCUGCUGGAACUCAACGCAGUGCAACAGAGCUCCCCUUCAUUCCCUACUACAGAGGAGGCAGCUCCACCCUUACCAUCCUGCAGCAUCACCCACUACGAGAACGGCAGCGCCCCUGACAUCAUGGUUAGCCCUCCCCCUCAGGACAAACCCAAGCGGAAUGGAACGAGGCUGGACGAGGCCCGACCCACCGUGGAGAGUCUGCUGGACGAGCUGGAGGGCUCGGUGCCUUCACCCAGCCCCUCCACUCGCCACAGCGAUUUAGACACUCCCUCUCAGCAGCAAGCCAGAAUUUCAGCAUCCUGUGCCACAAGAGAGCUUGACGAGCUGAUGGCCUCUUUGUCUGACUUCAAGAUUAUGGCCCAAGGAAAGGGCGGCGUUCCCGGUGGGCCUCCAACUCAGGUCAACAAGCUGGACAACAUGCUUGGCAGCCUGCAGUCUGACCUUAACAAACUGGGGGUGCAGACGGUAGCGAAAGGAGUUUGCGGUGCCUGCUGUAAGCCAAUUGUGGGACAGGUGGUGACCGCCAUGGGCCGCACAUGGCACCCUGAACACUUUGUGUGCACACACUGUCAAGAGGAGAUCGGCUCCAGGAACUUCUUCGAGCGUGACGGACAGCCGUACUGUGAGACGGAUUACCACAACCUGUUCUCCCCACGGUGCUACUACUGCAACGGGCCCAUACUGGACAAAGUAGUGACGGCGCUGGAAAGGACGUGGCAUCCUGAGCACUUCUUCUGCGCUCAGUGUGGAUCCUUCUUUGGCCCAGAGGGUUUUCAUGAAAAGGAUGGAAAAGCGUAUUGCAGGAAGGAUUACUUUGACAUGUUUGCACCAAAAUGUGGCGGCUGUGCCAGAGCCAUUUUGGAGAACUACAUCUCUGCACUGAACAGCCUUUGGCAUCCUGAGUGUUUUGUUUGCAGGGAGUGCUUCACCCCGUUUGUGAAUGGGAGUUUCUUUGAGCACGACGGCCAGCCCUACUGUGAAGUGCACUACCACGAGCGCCGCGGCUCCCUCUGCUCCGGCUGUCAGAAGCCCAUCACGGGACGCUGUAUCACCGCCAUGUCCAAGAAGUUCCACCCGGAGCACUUUGUCUGCGCCUUCUGCCUGAAACAGCUCAACAAAGGCACCUUCAAAGAACAAAACGACAAACCUUACUGCCAUGGCUGCUUCAUCAAGCUGUUCAGUUAGGGAGCAUUUAACACUACUACGUAUGGGUCAAGUGUCUAAAGCGUCUUCACCACGGGUAGGGUGGGAAUGGGAUUAAUUGUGUUUGUGUCAAAGAAGGUUGUCUGUAUUCUGAUGGUGACAUUGGAAAGUGUGUAUGGAUUAGGUAUGUGCAUGUGGUCGAAGCCGCAUACAGCCAGACUGAAAUAUUUUCAAGUUGUCGUUCAGAAAUUCUAAAAAACGUCCCCGUGACAGCUAUGCAUUUUUGAAGCUCUUCUAGGUUUUGAGUGGGUCAAUAGGUGCAAGUGUGACAAAGAUAUGGUGAACUGUCGAAGGACAAUGAAAAUCUUGAGUUGACGACAUUUAAAGGUGAUGUUACAAGAGUGUUUUUUUUAAUCCCCUGAGCUGCCCUUCUUGUGUUUUCAAGUCCUUUUAUUUUGGUAGCUGAAAUCUUACUGAACACUGUAGAAAUCCAUGCAGUAGUCUGACAUUGUUGCUCACUGGUUGAGCGUCAUUUUCAGAAACUGUAAAAACUCUGAAAACAAUAGCAGGAGGGAGCAGGUGAAUUGUUUUUUUAAUAUUGCAGUAUAAACCAACAGAUAAGGGUAAAAGGCUUCAAGGUGCAUGGUAUAGAGUUAGACAGAGCCGAUGGAUAAACCCAUGAUAGGCUGUUCGCAAUUAUUUUGUAUGUGUGAAAUUGAUUGUAGUGUCUUUAGGCUUUUACAGACGCAAUCACUAAUUCAGCCUAAGAAAACCCCUGCAUAUAAAGAUUUUAAUGGAGAAAGUUGUUUUAUAAAUGAAGCAAGAAUGCAAUUAAUCAGUUUAAAACAGCUUCCAAAAUCAAAGAGUCUGAAUCACACCUUUUUUUUGUUGUUGUUGUUGUUGUUGCCAAAGGCAAACCGUGCAUGGAUGAACAUUUUUACUGUGAUAUUUCAAUGAAGAAAUUAAAUAUGGAGGCAUCCACCAGUAGCUGCAGUAUGUUUAAACACACCUCACUGUGCUGCCAAAUCAUUCCUUGACUUUUCACAGAAGAAAAGAGAAAACGGUUUCUUGCUAGUUGUCUCAGACGGUGAAGUGGAAUCACGCAAAGAUAUUGGGAGUGUACAGAGCAUCUCUUAGGAGUGCAUCCUUUUUUCUUUUUUUUUUUUUGUAAAUAUCCAAUGCAGCUACAUUGUGAGCAAAGCACUGUCACGUGUACAUGUGUUUUAACAACCACUUAUUCGAAGAGGGAGAGGGCUGGUGGGAGGGCAUAGCAGAGAUACUUUGGUAUUUUUGGUGCCAUUACUGUAUUGAAAAGCUGCUGAAUGUUCACGGUUUUGAAAGAAAAUAAAUCUGCCUGUGAUAUUCAACUAACUAUGCAACUUUGGAUUAACAACUUCUAAAGCAACAGGCUGUCUGUGCCAUUGUAUCAGUGCCACGUCUAAUAUCACUGGUAAAUUCAGCUAAAUACUGAUGACAGGUCAAUAGUUACGUGUUCAUAUAAUUAGACUGUGAGUCCGCUGAGAAAUGUAGGCUGUUACAAUGAGAGCCUGGUGGUCUGUUAGAAUAACUCGUAGGGCUAAGAUGACCUAUUUCCUUCAGCAUCUGGGUAGCGACCACCAGGUUGGGUCUGUAUGUGGUUAAUCAUGACAUGCAGCAGAUAUAUGUCAGGCCUUUUGUCUUGUUCAGGGAAUUCUAGAGCCUUAAAUCCUUUUUCACCCUAUUUAAGAUAUCAUGUAACGGCUUGUCUUUUCAAAUCAGUUUAGUAGAGUGUUAUUUAACCAAAGCCAUACCUUCUUUGAAUUGUUUUUCUUUUUGUGUGUUUGUGUGUCUGUUGACUCUUUUCUUUUCUUUUCACUUUGAAUGUCAAUAGAGUCAUGAUGAAUAGUGAGAUUCCUCACCUCGAGUCUGAUUACGCAAAUAAAUUCUGUUUUGGUUAUCAAA
Messenger RNA from Micropterus salmoides (largemouth bass), 3617 nucleotides. Its product is annotated as paxillin-like. The transcript has 11 exons. NCBI's taxonomy places the organism in Eukaryota, Metazoa, Chordata, Actinopteri, Centrarchiformes, Centrarchidae. Gene Ontology annotation, biological process: transforming growth factor beta receptor signaling pathway; substrate adhesion-dependent cell spreading; endothelial cell migration. Bases 138 to 1718 code for a protein of 526 amino acids. The record is from RefSeq and is a predicted model, not a curated record.